This is a messenger RNA of Pogona vitticeps (central bearded dragon), 1639 nucleotides long. RefSeq names its product leukotriene B4 receptor 1-like. Gene Ontology annotation, molecular function: complement receptor activity; G protein-coupled receptor activity. The record is from RefSeq and is a predicted model, not a curated record. Lineage: Eukaryota; Metazoa; Chordata; Lepidosauria; Squamata; Agamidae. Gene Ontology annotation, cellular component: plasma membrane. Gene Ontology annotation, biological process: inflammatory response; positive regulation of cytosolic calcium ion concentration; phospholipase C-activating G protein-coupled receptor signaling pathway.
GUUAUCUUUGUGUCCAUCAGAAGCCGAGUCAUCUCCGGGCAGCACAGAACACCAGAGGUUGCAACUGCCGAGGGCCACAACAAGGCCGUGUCCUGGAUCGCCAUGAGUUCUCCCGAAGAGACCAGUGACCACCCAUCUUUGUCCGUUGCGAGGACCGUUGUCUGUGCAAUCCUAGGAUUAUCAUUCGCCGUUGGAGUCCCUGGGAACUCCUUUGUCAUCUGGACCAUCUGUGGACAAAUGAAGGAACGGACUCCCACAGUGGUGCUGAUCCUACACCUGAGCAUCGCAGACCUCCUGGUUCUCGUGACCAUGCCCCUCUGGAUUUACUCUUUUGCCAGCGCUUGGACUUUCGGGAUUGUUGCCUGCAAAGCCUUGGCCUUUGUGGUUUACUGCAGCAUGUACGUGAGCAUCUUCCUCAUCACAGCCUUGAGCCUCGAACGCUUCCUGGCCAUCUCCUACCCCUUUGCUGCUCAGCGAUGGAAGAAGAAGACAACCACCCCCCUGGCAGUCUUCCUCAUCUGGUUUCUCUCCAUCGCUUUUGGUGCAACCAUCGUCCCAUUUCAGGAGAUGGUGGACACAGAGGGGGGCCUCCAAUGUGCAGCUCGCAGCUAUGACAAUAACUCUCAGGAGGCUGCCUGUCUCCUCCUGGAGACGGUGGUGGGCUUCAUCCUUCCCUUCGCCAUCAUCUCCACCUGCUACGCCUGCAUCGGCAGAAGAAUCGGGAGGAUGACUUGCCCUUCCAAGAGACGAUCCGCAAGGUUGAUGGCAUCCGUGGUGAUCGCCUUUGGCCUCUGCUGGUUCCCACAUCAUGUCUUCAACUUGCUAAGUGUCGCUUCACUUCUGACAGAGGACCCGCAUCCGGAGGCCUCCCAGGCGCUGGGGAGGGUUGCAGAAAUGGGGGUCUACAUCGCAAGCUCAGUGGCGUUUAUCAGCAGCUGCAUCAACCCUCUCCUUUACGCCUUUGCUGCCAGGAAUGUCCGCAGCAGCGCCAGGUUCACCAAGUUUUCCAAACUUUUCGAGCAAAUCAACCCCGUGUCAAGGCAGGAAUCCCCAAAAGAAACGCCUUACCCAAAUGAGCAAGAGAAAACAACUAGCAUGGAGAUUAUCUGACACUGGAGUAGGCAAAGGGUGGCCCUCCAGGUACGACUGGACUGCAACUCCCAUCAGCCACAGCCGGCAUAGUGCCAAGAAAUGCUGGGCUUUCCUAACCAGCAACAUCUCAGGGGCAUCUUGUCCAGCGUUGAUCCAAGACGAGGGAACAGAGGCCGUGAGGAUUGUCCAAAGUGGGACAAGAUUCCUUCGGCUCUAACGGGCCAACUACCUCUGCUCCUCCCAUUCCUUCGGAUUUUAGGACACGGAAAUCUAAGGAUGGGCCCUUGUGAUGUGAUGGGGUUGGGGUGGACCUUUUUAAUGAGGUGAAGCCCUUAGCAGUACCCACAGCAAAAUGUAGGGAUUACACCAAACAAACGGAGAGACUCUGGAAUGAGUUUAAAGGCCAGUGUUUGAAUUUCUUUAAUAGUAGCAGCAGCCAGUCUAUUUUUUUAAAAUUAAUUUGAUUUAUUUAACAGGAAAAAAGAAACAGAAAAAAAAAGAAUGCCAUCAAACUAUACAGCUAAACAAUACAUAACAUGACUAAAUA